This is a messenger RNA of Drosophila innubila, 1243 nucleotides long. RefSeq names its product serine/arginine-rich splicing factor 2 (gene SC35). The record is from RefSeq and is a predicted model, not a curated record. Gene Ontology annotation, molecular function: RNA binding. Lineage: Eukaryota; Metazoa; Arthropoda; Insecta; Diptera; Drosophilidae.
AAAAUCAUCCCUAAUUUCAGUUCGUCGCAGUAUUUGUUAGCAGAAAAAAAGAGCAGGCGCACACAGCGAAAGAAAAAACGAGAAAGGAAAAGCAAGAACUUUGCAAAAAUUAUUUAUUUUAAAUAGUGAAUUAACAGCUAAAUAAUGAGCACCGGCGGUAGUGGCGGUGGUGCGGGUGGAGGAGCUCGUCCGCCCCCAAGAAUUGACGGAAUGGUGUCGCUAAAGGUCGACAAUCUCACAUAUCGAACCACGCCCGAGGAUUUACGUCGAGUCUUUGAGCGUUGUGGCGAAGUUGGCGAUAUUUACAUACCGCGUGAUCGGUAUACACGUGAAAGUCGUGGCUUCGCUUUUGUCCGUUUCUACGACAAACGCGACGCUGAGGAUGCACUGGAAGCCAUGGACGGUCGCAUGUUGGAUGGAAGGGAGUUGCGGGUACAAAUGGCCCGUUACGGUCGUCCGUCGUCGCCGACGCGCCGCAACAGCAGCCAGUCGUCGGGGCGCCGGUCUAGGUGGUGGGGUGGUGCGGGGGGUGGAGGUGGGGGAGGACGUCGCCGAUCGCGUUCGCCGAUGCGUCGUCGUUCCCGAAGUCCGCGUCGUCGCUCCUCGUAUUCACCGCGUUCUCGUUCCCGUUCCGCUGGAAGUCGCUCUCCUGUGCGUCGCAGCAAGUUCUCUCGCAGUCCCGUUAGAGGCGACAGUCGCAAUGGCAUCGGCAGCGGAUUGGCAGGAGGAGGCGGCGCUUCUCGUAGUCGCAGUCGUUCUUAAGAGCCGAAGAGGCUUCAUACGUUCCAUUUUCAUACGUACGAUGAGCCUUUAGUGAGUUGUGGACAAGGCCAAUUCUAUAAGGGAAAUUCUUUAAGCGGGCUGCAAAUGAUGCAAAUCUCAUGCUGUGUACCAGAACAGCAGGUAUACAAAAUACACAGUCUUACACCUACUACUAUAUAUAUACUUAUAAACUGAAUACUUAUAGUACACUAUUUUAAGUUAAAGAAAACAAAGAAAUCAACAAAAAAAAAAAGAACAAAAAAAAAAAUUAAAAGAGAAGAAUUAAGAAUAGAUAAGCCCGCAUUUCCCACUUUGUUUUUAGUUUGUUUUCUUAAUUUCAUUUCGAUGUCUUCUCAACAAAAGAACAGCCAGAAAAGAGGAAGGAAGAAAAAAAGGGGUUUUUAGGGUUCUAUAAUAGCAUUUAAUUUGGGCGCCUUUAUCAAUUUGUGUAGCACUUGAAAAUAAAACUCUAAAUGAAAUC